Beta vulgaris subsp. vulgaris (sugar beet) is the source of this 3911-nucleotide messenger RNA. RefSeq lists its product as uncharacterized. The coding region runs from base 254 to 3313 and encodes 1019 amino acids. Gene Ontology annotation, molecular function: ATP binding; ATP hydrolysis activity. The record is from RefSeq and is a predicted model, not a curated record. Gene Ontology annotation, cellular component: mitochondrial outer membrane. NCBI's taxonomy places the organism in Eukaryota, Viridiplantae, Streptophyta, Magnoliopsida, Caryophyllales, Amaranthaceae. The transcript is spliced from 25 exons.
UGCAUCUGAGCACAAAUAAGCCCAAAUCCACGACCACAUGAGACGGUGAGAGCGAGGGAACAGAAAGUUCGACUUUCUUCCGACUCCCCAUAUUAUCUUUCUUCAAAAUGAGCCCUAAUUUUGCAACAAUUUUGAUUUCUCAAUUUUGUUAAAUCACCUUAAGUUAUUAAUUUCACUAUUUAUUUCGUUUGAUUCACUUUUUAAACGAGAAACAAAGCACUUUAAGGAAUUUUGUUGUGAAUAAGAAGUUGCAAUGCUAGCAAGAAGAUUUAAAUGUAGGAAACAGAGAUGGGAGUAUUAUUUACAGUCGAUAAAGUACUCAAUAAGAGUGAAUACUAGUGAUUGCUCUAGCGUCGGAAGCAACAAUGGAAGUUCGAUUGUUAGGAACAAUUGUUUUAGGAAUAAUUUGGCGAGAGAUGGUAGGUUGAAAUCGAGGCGGGAGGUUGUUGCUUUAAGCAGUUCUUUGCCAUUGAAUUGGAGGUCAUUUACGUCUUGGAAUGGUGGUCAUUUGCGAUUUUAUAGUUCGGAAGGGGGUGGGAAUGCCAGAGAUGAGGAGCAUGUAUCGGUGAAAGAUGGGGUGAACGUUGGUAAGAGUGAUGCUGUGCGGACAGAAGGUAGAGUGGCAAUACAGCAAUUUGAUCAGCAUGCUAGACUAGGGGAGCAGGACCAAAAGGAAUGGCUGAAUAAUGAGAAGAUAGCCAUUGAGAAUAAAAAAAAAGACUCCCCCUUUCUUAGCAGGCGGGAAAAGUUCAAGAAUGAAUAUUUGCGGAGGAUUGUGCCAUGGGAGAAACUAACUGUUUCGUGGGAAACAUUUCCCUAUUAUGUCCAUGAACAUACCAAAAGCCUCUUGGUGGACUGUGCUUCGUCCCACUUGAAACACAAGAAAUUCACUUCGGCAUAUGGUUCACGUUUGCCCUCUUCUAGUGGAAGAAUAUUGCUCCAAAGUGUUCCAGGAACGGAACUAUAUCGAGAGAGAAUGAUUAGAGCACUUGCUCGUGAUUUGAAAGUUCCUCUAUUGGUGCUCGACAGCAGCGUUCUUGCUCCCUAUGAUUUUGGUGAUGAUGGUGUGUCUGAAAACGAUUCAGAUGAUGAACAUGCAGUCUCUAGUGAAGAGUGCACUUCCGAGUCAGAAGCCGAGGAUGAAAAUGAGGAAGAGUGGACUGGCAAUGCUGAGACGAAAUCAGAUGCAACUGAAGACGAGGAAAUUGAUGUACAGGCAUCGGUUGAAGCUCUUAAGAAGCUUGUACCUUUCAAUCUUGAUGAGUUUGAGAAGCGAGUAUCCGGUGAAUGUGAAAGUUCCUCUGAAACCUCUAAGUCUGAGUCAGUUGACAACCAGACUGCUGAUGAUUCACAACGACCUAUGAGGAAAGGUGAUCGUAUCAAGUACGUUGGGCCAUCUGUGCAAGUUGAAUCAGAUAACAAGAUCUUAUUGGGGAAGAUUUCAACAUCUGAUGGGCCGAUGAAUGCUUAUACUAUUAUUCGUAGCAGAGAGAUACUAACUGGGCAGUGUGGCGAGGUAUAUGAGGUCGAGAAAGACCGUGUAGCUGUCAUUUUGGACAAGGGAGAAAAGGAUGGUGGCACAGAGCAAGAUGCAAAACCUCCAAUAUACUGGAUCCCGGUGAAGGAUGUCGAGCGUGAUCUUGAUGCUCAGGCUGAGGACUGUUAUAUUGCUAUGGAAGCUUUGUGUGAAGUUUUACAGUCGCAGCAACCUCUCAUUGUUUACUUUCCAGAUUCUUCUUUGUGGUUGUCACGUGCAGCUCCCAAAUCCAAUCGUACUGAAUUUGUUAGCAAGGUUGGAGAAAUGUUUGACCGACUAACAGGGCCAUUGGUUCUGAUUUGUGGACAAAACAAAGUUGAAACUGGUUCCAAAGAGAAAGAGAAAUUCACGAUGAUACUCCCAAAUUUUGGCCGCCUUGCUAAGCUGCCUCUCCCCUUGAGAAGAUUGACAGAAGGACUUAAAGCAACGAAGAGAUCUGAUGAUACUGAUAUAUAUAAGCUUUUCUCAAAUGUCAUGUGCAUACAUCCACCAAAGGAGGAAGAGCUACUUCGAACUUUCAAUAAACAACUUGAAGAAGACAGGAGAAUAGUAAUUUCACGCAGCAAUCUGAACGAACUGCAUAAGGUUCUUGAAGAGCAUGAGCUGUCUUGUUUGGCGUUGCUGGAGGUUAGCACUGAUGGUGUUGUCUUAACAAAACGAAAGGCCGAGAAAGUUGUUGGCUGGGCCAAGAAUCAUUACUUAGCAUCAUGCCUACUCCCUUCUAUUAAGGGGGAAAGACUCAAUUUGCCUCGUGAUAGUCUGGAGGUUGCAAUUUCGAGGUUGAAGGAGCAGGAAUCCAUAACAAAGAAACCUUCACAAAAUUUAAAGAACCUUGCAAAGGACGAGUAUGAGAGUAACUUCGUUUCAGCAGUAGUUCCUCCUGGUGAAGUAGGUGUCCAGUUUGAUGAUAUUGGUGCUCUUGAAGAUGUGAAGAAGGCAUUAAAUGAACUUGUUAUUCUUCCCAUGAGAAGGCCUGAGCUAUUUUCUCGCGGAAAUUUGCUGCGGCCUUGCAAGGGAAUUUUGUUAUUUGGGCCUCCGGGAACUGGUAAAACUCUUCUUGCCAAAGCACUUGCAACUGAGGCAGGGGCCAAUUUUAUUAGCAUUACUGGCUCAACUUUGACAUCAAAGUGGUUUGGAGAUGCUGAAAAGCUUACCAAGGCUCUUUUCUCCUUUGCUAGUAAGCUGGCACCAGUCAUUAUAUUUGUUGAUGAGGUUGACAGUUUGCUUGGUGCUCGUGGUGGUGCCUUUGAACAUGAAGCGACUAGAAGAAUGCGAAAUGAAUUUAUGGCAGCCUGGGAUGGAUUAAGGACAAAGGAUAGUCAAAGAAUUCUUAUCCUUGGUGCGACAAAUCGGCCGUUUGACCUUGACGAUGCUGUCAUUCGUCGUUUGCCGAGAAGGAUAUAUGUGGACCUGCCAGAUGUAGAUAAUAGAAUGAAAAUUUUGAAAAUAUUUCUUGCUCAAGAGAACCUUGACCCGAAUUUCCAGUAUGAUGAGCUGGCAAAUGUCACAGAAGGAUAUUCUGGGAGUGAUCUGAAGAACCUUUGCAUUGCUGCAGCAUACAGACCUGUCCAAGAACUUUUGGAAGAAGAGAAUAAGGUUGAUAAGAAUGAUACAUCAGCUAUACUACGUCCACUUGGCUUGGAUGAUUUUAUACAGUCAAAAUCAAAGGUGGGACCUUCAGUUGCCUAUGAUGCAACCAGCAUGAAUGAACUGAGAAAGUGGAACGAACAGUACGGAGAAGGUGGAAGCCGGAGAAAGUCACCAUUUGGUUUCUGAAGCAGUAGAAAACGCAUUGCCGUGGUUGUUAAUUCUUCCAGGGGUGGAUUGAACAUCACUAUGAAGAUGGAAAAAUUUUCAGUUUUCAUGAUCUCAUGAAUGAGAUAGGGAAAAGGAAGGUGAACAAAAUGAGGUCACCAAGAGGACAGGGCUUUCUGUGUCCUUUAACCAGAAAGCCUGAGCAGCUUGGAGAAAGCUUGCUGUUGUAUGAAAUACUUUACGGGCGAAAAGUUUGCCAUAGGUCAUGUAAUUUAGAAAUAGGUCUUAAGGUGUUUUUUUCUUUCUAAUUUCUAACUUUUAUGUUCAAUUUAAAAAAUAUAUACUUCACUUUUACCUUGAUAGGAUGGGAGAUUUAGGUUUAUCCUUGCUUUCUUUGGUGCUAAAUGGGGGUGGGCCGUGGGGCGAAGGUCGGAGGAAGACGAAAGGGAAGGCGUGCGGCGGGAGAUGUUGUGCCUUAGGAAUCAUGAGUGAGAGAGAGGAGGCUUCAUUCUGUAUGUAUUUCUAAGAAUGCAUGUAAUAAACGUUGGUCCUCGAUAAUCAUUUUCCUAUAAAAUGUAUUCUUCGGUAGUAUAAAGAUUUUGAGUGCAGUUUAUUGCCA